Messenger RNA from Mycena indigotica, 1092 nucleotides. Its product is annotated as WD-REPEATS-REGION domain-containing protein. The transcript has 5 exons. Gene Ontology annotation, molecular function: protein binding. The record is from RefSeq and is a predicted model, not a curated record. Bases 1 to 1092 code for a protein of 363 amino acids. NCBI's taxonomy places the organism in Eukaryota, Fungi, Basidiomycota, Agaricomycetes, Agaricales, Mycenaceae. Gene Ontology annotation, cellular component: nuclear pore outer ring.
AUGUCGACAACGCACUCUACAGAGCUCGGGGCCGAUAUCUAUGUGCUUCGUGCUUCCCUAGAAGACUCCACCAAUCUUAUUGCUGUUGGAACAGAGCACUCCGUAGAAGUUUUCACCGUAGAGGACAACAGCUUUACACCAGUCGCGUCAUUUCAUAUCGGCCAGCGCGUCACUGCGCUUGGAUUCUCCCCUAAAACAGUGUCUCCUUCUCGCAGUCAAGAUUGGUUUAUCGAGAUCGUCGCUGCGAGUGCCAAUUUCGGCUUACAUCUCCUCACUAAAAGUAGUCAUGCCUCAAACGAACAUAUUUUCGCCUUUGGAGGUGGUCUGAGUGGACACCACGGCUGCGUGAACGAUAUAUCAUUUUGCGGUGGAUUCGGAGAUGAUGCUGCUCGUUAUGUAGCGACAGUUUCAGCAGACGCUCUUAUGUUGAUCUGGGACCUCUAUCCAACCUCCACUCCUUCCUCGCCUUCUUCCGCUGACCUGUCGCUGUCCCCACCACCCCGGGCCCAACCUACUGCUUAUACGAUCUCCUUUCCGCACGAGCUGCGCUCAGUAUGCUCUCAUCCAUCUAGCUCGAAAGAAUUUCUAGUUGCGGAUGCUCGUGGCUCUAUAUUCCUCACUGACUGGCGGUCGGACCCAGAGGAAACCGGCACUGAUGGGUGGCGGCUGUUUGAGCUCGUCGACCCUUACGCAUUAGCUGCAUCGAUAUCUGCGCCGGUUGGUGGUUGCGCGUCCUGGAAAAAAGACAACGUGGACAUUGUCGGCGCCGUCUUCGGGUCGCGGUUCUCUGUAUGGGACAUUUCAAGACUUCAAGGUGGGAAGCCCUUGAUUGGGAAUGUCUGUCUUGAAGGCGCAGAUCGUUUCCGGUGGUCCCCUACUUUACCGGCCUUUGCCAUUUCCAGUCGCUCGCCCACCAAAGGCGCUACGCUAAACAUCCACCAACUGACCCAUGCUUCGUCUCCCACUACGAUCGUCCUUGCUCCAAGACCACAUUUCGUCAGGGACUUUGAUUGGAUUUUCUUGCGAACUCCUCGAAUCGCGGCUGCAGUGGGGCGAAGGAUUAUGAUUCUCCGUGUAGAAAUUGAUACAUGA